This is a messenger RNA of Pseudopipra pipra, 3918 nucleotides long. RefSeq names its product ephrin A4 (gene EFNA4). The transcript is spliced from 6 exons. Gene Ontology annotation, molecular function: ephrin receptor binding. Gene Ontology annotation, cellular component: plasma membrane. The coding region runs from base 2754 to 3371 and encodes 205 amino acids. Gene Ontology annotation, biological process: axon guidance; ephrin receptor signaling pathway. The record is from RefSeq and is a predicted model, not a curated record. NCBI's taxonomy places the organism in Eukaryota, Metazoa, Chordata, Aves, Passeriformes, Pipridae.
GGGACCGCGCACACCUGCAGCGGGAGGGGGGUCCGUGUCCCGGGGGGCCACGUGGGCGAGGGGACGGGGGGGACACGGGGGGACACGGGGGUGUAAGAGAUGUCCUGUGUGCACGGGCACGUGUGUGUGUGUAAGAGCUGCUCUGUGGGCACGGGCGCACGCGUGGGGGGGGCUGCCACACACAUGUGAACACACGUGUGCCAGGGCUGUUCCGGUCUGCAGGGGACACGUGUGUGUGUAAGGGAUGCUCCGUGGGCACGGGCACACGUGGGCAUGGGCCACAGAACUGCCAUGGACGUGGGCAGACACGUGUGCAAGAGCUGCCCUGUGUGUUUGGGCGCACGUGUGCUCUGUGGGCACACGUGUGCUCUGUGGGCACAUGCACUGCGUGUACAAGAGCUGCCUGUUGGACAGGAAUAUGUACAUAUGUGCACAGGGGCUGCCCUGUGUGCAUAGACACACACAGGGGCAGGGUGCCACAAACAUGGGCACACGCAUGUGCAAGGGGCUGCUCUGUGGGCAGGGACGCUUGGCCAUGAGCCGUCACACGCUUGGGCACACACGUGUGUGUAAGAGUGGCUUGGUGGGCACAGACACGUGCAGGGGCUGCCCUGUGGGCAGGGAAACACGCAUGGGCAGGGGCUGCCACACACAUGAGCACACGCGUGUGCGAGAGCUGCCUGGUGGGUGUUGACAUGUGUGGGCAGGAGCUGCCCUGUGGGCACGGGCACAUGUGUGUGCAAGAGCUGCCACAUACGUGGGCAGGUAUAUGUGCAAAAGAUGCCCCAUGGGCUCAGGCUCACAUGUGAGCAGGAGCUGCUCUCUGUGGGCACAGACACACGUGUGCAAGAGCUACUGAGUCUGCAUGGACACGUGUGUGUGUGUGUGUGCGUAAGAACUGCCCUGGGUGCAUGGUCAUGUAAGAGCUGCCAGGCACGCGGGCACACGUGUGUGCUAGAGCUCCCUGAUUGCACAGAGACACACAUGGUCAGGAGCUGCCACCCACAUGGGCACACGUGUGUGCAGGGACUGCCCUGUGUGCAUGGACACACAUGGGCAAGAGCUGCCACCCACAUGGGCACACGUGUGUGCAGGGACUGCCCUGUGUGCAUGGACACACAUGGGCAAGAGCUGCCACCCACAUGGGCACAACGUGUGCAGGGGCUGCCAGGUGGGCAGGGACACAUGGGCAGGAGCUGCCCUGUGGGUACGUGCACAUGUGUGUGCAAGAGCUGCCCUGUGGGCUCAGGCAUACGUGUGGGCAGGAGCUGCUGCACACAUGGGCACAUGUAUGUGCAAGAGCUAUACGGUGGGCACAGUUGUGGGCGGGAGCUGCCUGGAGGGCAGGGACACACGUGGGCAGGAGCUGACACACAUAUGAGCACACGUGUGUAAGAGCUGCCUGGUGGGCAGGAACAUACAUGUGGGCAGGGGCUGCCUUGUGUGCAGAAACACACAUGGGCAGGAGCACGCGUGCAGGGACUGCCAGGUGGGCAGGAACACGCAUGGCCUGGAGCUGACACACAUAUGGGCACAUGUGUGUAAGAGCUGCCAAGUGGGCAGGGACACAUGGGCAGGAGCUGACAUGUGUGCAUGGGCACACAUGUAAGAGCUGCUCUGUGUGCACAGACACACACUGGGCAGAGGCUCCCACACACAUGGGCACACACGUGUGCAAGAGCUGCCUGGCAGGCAGAGACACACACGUGGGCAGGAGCUGGCACACAGAUGGACACACACAUGUGCCAGAGCUGUCAUGGUUGCAGGGGGACACACAUGGGCAGGAGCUGCCACACUCGAGCACACACGUGCAAGAAAUGCUUGGUGGGCACAGACGUAAGUGGGCAGGAGCUGCCUGGUGGGCCUGGGCACACGCGUGUGCAAGAGCUGCCCCAUGUGCACGGACUGUCCUCCGUGGUCCCCGCAGUGCCCACCCAGUGCUGGUGCCAGUGCUGGUGCCAGUGGGUGCUGAUGCCCGGCCAAAGUGGGAGGGUGGGCGCGGGGAGCAGCUUCUCCUCCCGGUGCCAUCGAUGUCCACGGUACCGGGGCAGUGCCGGGUUAGGGUGGGAGGUACUGGGGAGCGGGAUUGGGCUGGAGCUGCCGGUCCCACUGAUGGGCCGAUGGAUGCCAGAGGUACCGGGCAGUGCCAGGGAUGCCAGUCCCAGCUGCUCGGGCAAUGCUGCUCCCGGUGCCGGUAGAUGUUCAUGGUACCGAGGCAGUGCCGGCUUGGGGUGGGGGCACCGGGAGGGGACCGGGAGGGUGGCGAGGAGCUGGAUUGCAGCCGGGCUUCCGGUCCCGGUGCCGGUAUGGAUGUCGGCGGUACCAGUCGGGGUGGGGGGGUCUGCCGGUCUCGGUGCCGGUGCCAGUCUCGGUGCCGGUCGAUGUCGACGGUACCAAGGAGUUGCCAGGGAUGCCGGUCCCGCUGCCGGUGGAUAUCGGCUGUACGGGGGGUUGCCGGAUUGAGGCGUGGCUGCCGGUGCCGGUGCCGGUGCCGGUGCCGGUGCCGGUGCCGUUGCCGCUGGAUGCCGGCGGUACCGUCCGGCGGGGGGUUGCCGGUCUCGGUGCCCGUGGGUGCCGGUGCCGGUGGGUGUCGGUGCCGCCCGCCAAGGGUUAAUGGCACUCGGUGAAGUUGCCGGGCGGCGGCGCGGCGGGAUUGGCCCGAAGUUGUCGGGGCGGGCCGGGCUGUGCCGAGCCCCGCCGGGGCCGCCCCGCCCGCCGCCCCCCGCCGCCCCCCGCCCGCCGCCGGCGGAGCCAUGCGCCCCGCGCCGCUGCUCGGGCUCCUGCUCUGGGCGCCGCUGCUCUGGGCGCCGCCGGUGCGCGUCACCCGCCACGGCGUCCACUGGAACGGCAGCAACCCCAGGUUCCUGCGGGACGACUACUCCAUCCAGGUGGCCAUCAAUGACUACCUGGACAUCUACUGCCCGCACUACGAGGGGGCCGUGCCCGCCGGCCGGGCAGAGACCUUCACGCUCUUCAUGGUGGACCGGGAGGGUUAUCGCGGCUGCUACGAGACCCCCGGUGCCUUCAAGCGCUGGGAGUGCAACCGGCCCCGGGCACCCUUCGGGCCCGUCCGCUUCUCCGAGAAGAUCCAGCGCUUCACCCCCUUCUCACUCGGCUUCGAGUUCCAGCCGGGGGAGACCUACUACUACAUCUCCGUCCCCAGCCCCGAGAGCGCCGGGCGCUGCCUGAAGCUGCGCGUCACCGUCUGCUGCCGAGGCACCACACCGGAGCCGGUGACAGAGGUGCCCAAUUCGCAGCCCCACGGGCGUGGGGGGCCCGAGGAUGCUGUGCCUGCGCGGGGCACCGCGGCCCCACCGCAGCCCUGCACGCCGUGCCUGGCACUCGUGCUCCUGGCCCUGCUCCGGAUCUGACCCCCGGCACUGCCCGUGGUGGGGGGAUGGGCUCCUCUGCCCCGGCGCCGCUUCCAGACUGUUCCUCACCGCCAACCCCCUCGAGCCCGUGGGGCAGCCCCGGGCCACGACCCACCUGCUGGACCUCCACAAAGCCGAGCCGGGGCCGGGAGCUCCGGGCUGGAAGGGCUGUCGCUUGCCAGCGGCAUCGCCGCACGCCGGGAUUGCCACGGGUCAGCACCGCUGGACACCAGGAUCACUGCACACCGGCAUCGCCCCCAUGGCAUCACCCCGGCACUGGGCUCCCCUCAGCAAAUGCCUCCUCUGCCCCACGGCCGUCACCUCAUCUCGUGCCUUCCCCCGUGGACCCCCCGCCCCAGGGGGCCCAGGGACCCCCCAGGCCCUGGAGCGGGGCAGCAGCUCCGAUGGCAGCGUCGGCCACUGCCGUGUCCUCCUCCUCCUCUGGUGAGGACACACCGAUCUGUCUUCUGGGAAGACGCCUUCCUCCGUGCCCUCAGUUUGGUUUUAAGCCCUGGUAGUGACUGAGCAAUACAGUGUUUGCAAGAUC